UUGAAGGGGGGAUUAGCUAGCUGGCGCCAGUGAGGCUAUGGCAGGCUGUUCCAGUCAUGAGUGAGGAGUGAGAUUGUUGUGUUGUUGAGUUUUCUGGGGUCACGGUCAGUUUGACCAUUUUCAGUCUUUGAAAGAGAAGCUGCUUAUUUCACUGCAGCUUAAAGUGUAGCCUUACCGAUUAAAUAACAAGCUGGCUAGUGCUAUGUAUCUCCCAGACCUGUGCAGUGUUUAGCCAGGCUAUCUUUUCUAGCUAGCUAUCAGUUAAAUACAGUGAACCACAGCAGCAGGUUAACUCAGUUACCUUACUGGUUCUUAACCUCGGUUAUAAUGGUUUAUUCACUCCUGUUGAGAAGUGGCAGGACUUCACACUGUGUACAGCACUUACUGAAGCGUGUAAACAUCCCCCCAUCUCUACAGGUGUCACCUCUGCAGGUGAAUAACCCUGUUUUAAUCCAGGUAAAGUUCAAUAACUUGCCCUUAACUCGGUGGACAUGCCUGCCUCGCUGUGUUGGUGUUCAGACUCGAGGUUUCCACGCUGGAGGUCAGUGCAGAAAUGCGAGUGACCCUGAGGGACAGGGCAGGGGUCGAGAUCAGGUAUCAGUCCACAAGAGCCAGGCCUCCUCUGGAGUCUCAGCUGCACAGAAAGUCAAACAAGCUGGCAAAGAUUUUACCUAUCUGAUAGUGGUGCUCAUUGGUCUUGGAGUUACAGGUGGACUUCUUUAUGUCAUCUUUCAAGAACUGUUUUCAUCAUCCAGUCCAAGCAAACUCUAUGGGAAAGCUUUUGAAAAAUGCAGAUCACACCCAGAGGUAAUUGGAGCUUUUGGUGAGCCCAUCAAAGGCUAUGGUGAGACCACUCGCCGGGGUAGGAGACAACAAGUUAGCCAUAUUGAAUACGUGAAGGAUGGCCAGCAGCACAUGAGGCUGAAAUUUUACAUUGAGGGUUCAGAGCCAGGACUGCACGGAACUGUACAUUCAGAGGCAAAGCAGAAUCCUGAGACGGGGAGAUAUGAAUUCCGCUACAUAUUUGUGGAUAUAGACGCCUAUCCCAGGAGGACAAUCGUGAUUGAAGAUAACAGAUGAGAUGGUUUUUCAGUGAAUCCUGAACAGAUAGAAACCUCUUCAAGCUCCCAGUGGAACUCUUACGGUGAACUUGUUUGUAUAAAGCUAGGUUUAUGUGUAGGGUAAUGAUUUCAAAAUGGCAGUAUUUCAAAUAAGCAUUAGGGGGAGUUCAGGUUUUCUUGCCUUCAGAUGUCAUAUCCUGGUCAUUUUUGUGAAUACAAUUAUAUCUAUGUACACUGUAGGACCUGAAUCAUUUUUAAAGAUUUUUAAUUAACUCAAAUUCUAUGCAUUUACACCGGGCAUCCACAUUGCUUACUCUCAGGUCAGUGGUCAGUUUGACUGCCAUUAAAUGGGCCCAUUUACUACUGCCACAUUUCAUUCAUAUGUCAUUCUGGGUAAUUUCAUUCACUAUAUUAAAGUAACUGCUUCCAGAUAAGCAAAGAAAAUGAACUCACUCACAUGCUUGCAAACUGCCUUAUUUGCACUGGUCCUUGGCCAGCUUCAAAUAAUACAUAUUAAGAUCUGUUUUACUUCAUGGAUGUGAGCAUUGAUUUGCCAUUCAGUAAUAUUGUUUUAUUACAAUAAUAAGAAAUAAUGGCCAUAUUUGAAUUUUGAU
Molecule: messenger RNA, 1675 nt
Organism: Astyanax mexicanus (Mexican tetra)
Lineage: Eukaryota; Metazoa; Chordata; Actinopteri; Characiformes; Acestrorhamphidae
Gene: timm21
Product: translocase of inner mitochondrial membrane 21
Exons: 6
Coding region: 328-1080 (250 amino acids)
Biological process (GO): protein import into mitochondrial matrix
Cellular component (GO): TIM23 mitochondrial import inner membrane translocase complex
Source: RefSeq, a predicted model, not a curated record